CGCGAGAGAGCGAGCUCUUCUCUGUUCGCUUCCCAAGAGCCUUCUUCAAUGGAAUUUGCUUCUGUUCAUGCAAUCUGUCUGCAUUUUAUUUCUUCUGCGAUUCAAAGAUGCCGCUUAUCCAGAGAGCUAUGCAGACUCUCAGUUAUUCUCAAGUGCUCUCCACCAUCCGAUCAUCUUGUUCUUCGAAUUUCAAUUUCAGAUACCGGCGUCGGAAGCUGCUUGGAGGAGUUUCGGGACUUGAAGUUUUCUAGGGAAGGCAUCGGUGCCGAAAAGUGGGAUGGAGUGCUUUCUGUCAGAACAACUAGCAUAUGUGAUAAUGAGGUAUAUCAUUAUCAGUUAAAUCUAAAAGAGAGUGCUUCUGCCAGAAGGCUGACCAGACUACCUUCAAACCCCAAGAAUGGGGUGAAAUUCAGUGGGACUGAAGUGUUUUUCUCCAUCUUCGAAAGUGUUGAGGUUUUACUGCCAGAGAUCAAUGCCUUCUUUCAAAAGAUGCUUGUGCUAAGGAUUCCUAAUGUUGCCUAUGAAGUGGUUGUUGAGCAUGAAGAUGCUUCUGGAUCACGAUGUGAAAAUUUAUUUUUAGCAAAUGAGCCCUAUCCACCACCUUUUUCAGCCUCAAAUCUUGAACGUUUGAAGUCAGGCCUUGAAGAUUAUGUUUUAAAGCAUGGAAAUAACUCAAAUAAGAAGUGUGGCUCUUGUUUUCCAAGUUUGGAGUGUGUCAAGGCUGGGAGUGGAAUAGCAUGCUGCACAGAAGACCAUAGGAAUGCUGGACGGAUGAUGGAAGCCAUUAUAGUGAUAAGUGAAAUAUCAGAGACAACUAGUUGUUGCUUCAGAACAUGUGGUGCUAAAAGUGAGGUUUUUUACUUCAAAGAUUUCUCACCUUCUGCAAUCUCCCCGUCAUCUAUGAAGGCAUUGACUAGCAUUGACUGGAGAAGUUAUGGGUUGACUUUGGCAAGUAUUGUGAAUCAAGGUGGCCAUGCAUUGCUGGAAUGGGAAGGCUUGCCACCGUAUGCUCAUAUUGAUAUUGUCCUCCACUGUUACCAUGAGCACAAGGUCAUGAUACCAUCGGUGGGGCAAAAAACUCAACUUGAUCGAAAUCUUAUAAAAAGAGCAGUGAAACUUGCAUUCGAUGAUUUGAAGGAGAAGCAUGCAGGAGUUCUUCUAAGUGCCCAUGCCCUCAAGAUUUGCAGUUAUGCCCCUGAUCUUGCAAAAACAAUGGCUGGCCUAAUCUUGUCAUCCGAUGACUCAGGCUUCCAGGAAGAAUGCUUUUCUCUUUUUGGCUUGCAGUUUCAGGGAGUUGGAGGUGAAAUUGUUGAAGAUUGUAUCAAGGAAAAGAUUAUCUCAAUUAUAGAGAUGAAUGACAGAAAGUCACACCAGAGAAGUGAAGAAGUUGCUCCUUUUCUUUUUAGAGAUGACUGCCUCCAGGAGCUAGAGUUGCAAGAAGAGGAAUAUGAAGAAGGCGAGGAUGCCUCAAGUCCCUUGGAUAUAUAGACGUAUCCUGUGCAUAAUGCCUUCGGCCAACCCGAGAUAACUGCAAAGUUCUACAAAAUAUAUAUGAACGUUUAUGUCAGUUGAAGAUGCCACUGUCAGCCCGGAAAGUGAAUACAGCAAGCUCCAGUCGUGGUUUCUGCUAGUUACAACACCAAGGUAUAAUUUCUAACCUCAAAUAAGUGUGGAUUUGGUGUUUUCUGGCCCGUUUGUGUCUGUAUUUUAGCCAACUGGACCAACUGAUGUUGAAACCCAGAAUACUCUCAACUGUGUAUUGGGAAGUCCAGCCUGGUUAUGA
Molecule: messenger RNA, 1783 nt
Organism: Corylus avellana
Lineage: Eukaryota; Viridiplantae; Streptophyta; Magnoliopsida; Fagales; Betulaceae
Source: RefSeq, a predicted model, not a curated record